Condylostylus longicornis is the source of this 612-nucleotide messenger RNA. RefSeq lists its product as uncharacterized. Gene Ontology annotation, molecular function: nucleic acid binding. Bases 1 to 612 code for a protein of 203 amino acids. Gene Ontology annotation, biological process: DNA integration. The transcript has a single exon. The record is from RefSeq and is a predicted model, not a curated record. Lineage: Eukaryota; Metazoa; Arthropoda; Insecta; Diptera; Dolichopodidae.
AUGGCUCGAAGAGGUUUAAGUAAGGAAGUUUAUUGUGACAACGCUACAAAUUUUAUUGGAGCCAAAAAUGAAUUAAAAGAGCUGGGAGAUCUAAUUAACAAACAAAAUGUAAAAGAUGAAAUAAUCAACCAGAGUGCUCAGAAAGGUAUCCAGUUCAACUUUAUACCACCCAGAUCUCCUCAUUUUGGCGGUCUCUGGGAAGCGGCAGUAAAAUCAACAAAGAAAAUUUUAAGACAUGCACUGAAAUCCGCUUCCUUGACAUUCGAAGAGUUGAGUACAGUAACUGCAGAAGCUGAAGCGGUAUUAAAUUCUCGACCUAUAACACCUAUGCCUUCUGACCCAAAUGACUUUACAGCAUUAACGCCAGGCCAUUUUCUCAUCGGUGAACCUUUGACAGCAGUUCCAGAAAAUAGAGAAUCAGAGCAAAAAUUAACGUCAUUAUCAAGAUGGAAAUUAGUAACAUCUAUUAGACAACACUUUUGGAAAUUAUGGACUGACGAAUACUUAAGCAAUCUUCAAAAAAGAAAUAAAUGGAAAGAAAUUAAUGAAAAUGUGAAGCCAGGAAUGCUAGUAGUUAUAAAAGAAGAAAAUAAUAUACCAUUUAUUUAUUAA